AUGGUGUGGGUGGGAUUUAUGUGUGUGAUGUUGACGGCGUUAAUGUGGUCAAGUGAAGGCCGGCCGCCGCGCACAUUCCAGGCCGGCGGACGAGAUGGGUGGAGGUUGAUACCGGAUGAUGGGUUGAAUCGCUGGGCUGAAAAAAGACGCUUCCGAGUCAAUGAUACCAUCGCAUUCGAGUACGAGAAAGGAAAGGAUUCAGUGCUGGUAGUGAGGAAAAGAGCAUACCACCAUUGCAACAAAACCAGUCCAAUUCACAACAUGACCGACGGCUUUUCAACGCUCAAGUUUACCAGAAACGGCCCUUUCUACUUCAUCAGCGGCCACGCUCAAAACUGCCUCAACGGCCAGAAACUUCGCGUCGUCGUUAUGUCUCCCAAUCACCGCCCCUCCAUUCCUCCGACGACACCGCCACCUCCUGCUUCCACUCCUCCGCCUCCGGCAGCCUCACCGCCGUCUCCCUCUCCUUCUCCUUCUCCUAACGUACCUGCACAGCCGCCGCCGCCGCCGCCCUCCGCCGGAGAAGGAUGGAUCACGGCGCCCGCUCCACAAAACAGUAGUCCCAGCCCGAGCUCGCCACUCAUAUCUUGGGGCUUAACAAUGGCGGCAGCCUUCCUCAUUUCCCUGGUUUAA
This is a messenger RNA of Ipomoea triloba (trilobed morning glory), 633 nucleotides long. RefSeq names its product early nodulin-like protein 1. Gene Ontology annotation, molecular function: electron transfer activity. The transcript has 2 exons. Lineage: Eukaryota; Viridiplantae; Streptophyta; Magnoliopsida; Solanales; Convolvulaceae. The record is from RefSeq and is a predicted model, not a curated record. The coding region runs from base 1 to 633 and encodes 210 amino acids. Gene Ontology annotation, cellular component: plasma membrane.